Molecule: messenger RNA, 1965 nt
Organism: Fusarium redolens
Lineage: Eukaryota; Fungi; Ascomycota; Sordariomycetes; Hypocreales; Nectriaceae
Product: major facilitator superfamily domain-containing protein
Exons: 5
Coding region: 1-1965 (654 amino acids)
Biological process (GO): transmembrane transport
Cellular component (GO): fungal-type vacuole membrane
Molecular function (GO): transmembrane transporter activity
Source: RefSeq, a predicted model, not a curated record
AUGUCUGCUUCUACAUUCAAGAACAAGGUCAGCAUCACUCACAUCGGGACUGCUACGGCAAUUCUCGAUAUCGAUGGCAUCACCUUCCUGACGGACCCGUUCUUCUCUCCCGCCGGCAGCGAAUGGCCGACUGUUGGCGAUGGGGUACUCAAGGUACAUGACGACCCGGCCAUCAAGAUGGAGGAGCUUCCCCAUAUCGAUGCCGUUCUUCUAAGCCAUGAGAACCAUCCUGACAAUCUGGACGAGCUCGGCCGCCAGCUUCUCGAUGGCCGACACGUCGUCACCACAGAUGAUGGUGCAAAGAACCUCGCUCCUCGACCCAGCGUGCUUGGCUUCAAGGAUUGGGAGAAGAGAGAGGUCCGCAUCUCUGGAAAGGCUUUCCAUAUCACCGCCACUCCUUGCAAGCAUUGGCCCGGCCACGAAUGCGUUGGCUUUAUUGUGCAUACCGAAGAUUUCGGUGUUGCCCCUGAUGGUCGCCCGAACGCCGUCUUUUUCUCCGGCGACACCGUCUAUAUCGAGGAGCUUGCCAAAAUAGCUGAUCAGUACCAUGUCGCUGUUGCCCUUAUGAAUCUUGGCAAAGCUACAUUCGAUGGGUUCAAUAACGAGGGACAACCCGGAGAACCGGGUGAUGCCCUCCAGAUCACUAUGGAUGGUCGCCAAGCGGCUCGUCUUUUCCGAGAUAUUGAGGCAGAUGUGCUUGUACCUAUGCACUAUGAGUCCUGGGAUCAUUUUACCCAACAUGAGGAGGAGCUCAAGAAAGAGUUUGAGGAGGAAGGUAUUUUGUCCAAUCUCUACGUAUUGGCUUGUUUCCUCACAAUUAUGAAUACUUGGGGCAUGAUCAUAUCAUUCGGCGUUUUCCAAACUUACUAUGUCUCGAAUUUGCACCGCUCACGCUCCGAUAUCUCAUGGGUCGGCUCCUUAGCCGUGUUCUUCCUCUUUUUCACAGGAAUCAUCAGCGGCCGUCUUACAGAUGCCGGCUACUUUCGCAUCACCACGAUUAUCGGCGCAUUUCUCGUCGUUUUUGGGACAUUUAUGACUUCUCUAAGUCAAACAUACUGGCAAAUUCUUCUUGCCCAAGGGUUAUGUACCGGCCUCGGUAAUGGACUUCUUCUUACCCCAAUGAUGACCCUUAUUACCACAUACUUUAAGAGAAGGCUACCGCUUGUCAUGGGAAUUGCAGCUUGUGGGAGCACGACAGGAGGUCUAAUCUACCCAAGUAUGGCGAGAACGCUACUACCAACAAUCGGUUUUGGAUGGACUAUGAGGGCGAUGGGCUUUAUACAGCUGGGCACGUUUGCCAUUGCAUUAGUGUCCGGUGUGCCGAGGCAGUCGCCUAGAAAGCCGGGCCCCACUAUAGAUUGGCCGGUGUUUGGGGAGGCAGCAUUCAUCCUAUAUCUUCUUGGGGCAUUCCUGGCUUUCCUAGGCGUCUUUUUCCCAUUCUUCUUCCUCAGCUCCUACGCACGAGAGAAACAAGGGCUAUCAUAUAUCGACUCUCUGAACCUCACGCUUGUUCUGAACGGUAUCGGCUUUCCAGCCCGUCUAAUCCCAAGCUUCAUUGCCAGAUAUACUGGCACGAUGAAUCUUUUCAUAGCAUUCUUAUUUUCAUCUGCUCUAUGUAUGUACACUUGGAUCCCAGUUCAUUCGACUCCAGGGCUUUACGUCUGGACUGUAUUCUACAGUCUCUCUGUAGGUGGAGUUCAGUCACUUUUCCUAGCCGUGGUAGCUAUCAUCAACUCCGACAUGUCAAAGAUUGGAGCGCGGCUCGGAAUAAUAUCUGCUGGUGUUGGAAUUGGAGCUUUACUUGGAUCGCCGAUUUCGGGUGCAAUCAUCUCCGCAAGUGGAGGUUCCUAUGUCGGUGCGCAAAUUUUCUCAGGAAGCACCUUGGUUGUUGGAGGCUUGUUCGUACUUGCCUCGCGCGAGAUGAAAAGACGUCAAGAAGGACAAGGCUUGUGGAUGAAACUGUGA